Messenger RNA from [Torrubiella] hemipterigena, 2868 nucleotides. The record is from the annotation of a GenBank genome assembly. NCBI's taxonomy places the organism in Eukaryota, Fungi, Ascomycota, Sordariomycetes, Hypocreales, Clavicipitaceae.
ACCGGUACCAGCGUUGGACCAGUCGCUGUACGCUACUCUUCGGUUUAGUGGGCCCCCCUUCUCAUCCACCAUUUUGGCUUCUCUGUAGUUGGUCAGCCUUUUCGCCUCCUCUCUCGUGCUUCUCCCCAGACAUUCGCCAUUUUGACAACGACAACCACCAGGCGCACGCACUUUUGUCUGCCCCUGUCGUCUUUUUACCCCAAACUCUCUUCAGCACACUAUCAACCUGCAACACGCCCCCUAUACUACGCGGACAAGGUUCAUUCUUAUACCUUCAGCAGCCCCUACACCCUGUUCUAGCCCACGGUUCGCUCGAACCUUGAACUAAGCUCAGAGCACGCCAUACUUCUGCAACACCGCCUCACAACCGACCAACAGAUGCGCUGCUGACGCUGACGACCGACGGCCGCACACCAUAAUUUAUACCCUACCAUUCCUACGCGGCGCCAAAUCCCGCUCCCUCUCUCUCCCAAUGGCAGAUUUAUCCACGCUCGACGGCCCUCUGCCGUCUGAUACUUUCGACCAUAAUGUGACAGCCGCUGCGGAUUCUGACGAUAUUACACUUUCUCUGCAACAGCAGUUGCCAAAAGCAAACCAGCCGCUGCGAGACAACUGCGACCGUAGACGACCCGAAGACGAUAUCCCCCGACGCAUCAAGAUGCCCUCCGACCUGGUUGGCAAAACAGUCAGCCCAUUCCUCAAAGAACAUAUUCCCACUAUCUAUGCCCCAGUAGGGAAGGAAGAGGGAAAAGGCCACAACGCCAACGUGCGUCCGAGAGACGGUAACACUCGCUUUUGCUACCGCCAUCAGCCCGACUCCAAGUGCCGCAGAACCGCCGACGAGUCUAAGAUGGGUCUGAUUCAAAGGGAUCUGAACAGUCUCCCUGCUGCCGACCAAGAAGCCAUCACACAUGUCUGGUCGCUCUUCUCAGCCGCCCCCGCUAAGCACAGAGAGUUGAUGCUUCAGGGCAUCAUUACACAAUGUUGCUUCCCCCAACUUUCGACAGUAGCUCGCGAGGUACAAGAACAACUCAAGAUUGAUUUCCUAAGCGCCCUUCCCGCCGAACUCUCCUAUAAAAUCCUCUGCAAUCUCGACACCGUCUCCCUCUGCAAAGCAGCACAGGUUAGCCGACGCUGGCGGGAUCUGGCCGACGACGACGUUGUCUGGCAUCGAAUGUGCGAACAGCACAUUGACCGCAAAUGCACCAAGUGUGGUUGGGGACUGCCUCUUCUUGAGAAGAAGAAGCUCAAGGCCUGGAGCCGCCACCAACAGAUUGCACACCCCCGCGAGGAAGAAGAGACGGCCGAUACUGCUACCCAAGAAGGCUCGAAUAAGCGUGCCAUUGUUGCGCAAGACGGUCCUGCUAAGCGACCUCGCCUCCAUGGCCAUAGCCACUCACAGUCUCAACUUGAUGAGGAGCGCAAAUUCAGACCUUGGAAGGACGUAUACCGUGACCGAUUCAAGGUCGGCUAUAACUGGAAGACGGGUCGCUGCGCAAUCAAGACGUUCCGUGGCCACGAUAACGGUAUUACUUGUCUACAGUUUGACCAGAGCAUACUGGCUACAGGCUCAUACGACACUACUAUUAAGAUUUGGAAUAUUGAGACGGGAGAGGUUAUCCGAACCUUGACCGGCCACACAUCGGCUGUCCGAACUCUCCAGUUUGAUGAUGGCAAACUUAUCAGCGGCAGCUUGGAUAAGACGAUUAAGAUUUGGAACUGGCAGACGGGUGAAUGCUUGAGCACUCUACAAUGCCACACCGAAGGCGUCCUGUCUGUCCAUUUCGAUGGCUGCAUGCUAGCCUCUGGAUCCAUUGACAAGACUGUCAAGAUCUUUAGUUUCCGCAACAAGCAGACCUUUACCCUUCGCGGACAUACAGACUGGGUGAACCAUGUCCGCAUGGACUCAGCCUCCCGUACCGUAUUCUCUGCAUCGGAUGACUUGUCUGUGAAGCUUUGGGACCUUGACUCGAAGCAGUGCAUCAAGACGUUCCAUGGCCACGUCGGACAGGUGCAACAAAUAUUGCUCAUGCCUGCAGACUUUGAGCCGGAUGAGGUUCCAUGCAACGAUGCCCACGACACCGCGUCGGUUCACAGUGGCCGAUCAGUGAGCCCAACACCGUCCCCGGAUCAAUCCAAAGAGGACCGAGCUGCCUUUGGUUCAGCAUUUGUAUCAGACACCUCGCGCCCUCUCCCUCCCCGCUAUAUGCUUACUGGUGGACUGGAUAACACAGUUCGUCUAUGGGAUAUUGCUACUGGAAAAUGCAUUCGCAGCAUGUUUGGUCACGUUGAAGGCAUCUGGGGCCUAGUAGGAGACACUCUACGAGUUGUUACUGGAGCUAACGACUCCAUGACUAAGAUCUGGGAGCCACGAUCUGGAAAGUGUGAGCGCAGCUUUACUGGACAUUCGGGUCCUGUCACCUGCGUUGGCCUAAGCGACAGCCGAAUGGCUAGCGGUAGUGAAGAUGGUGAAGUCCGACUUUACAUGUUUGAAGCGGAGACCACAGAAGAACGAGGUACGCCGUCGUAGAGACGAGUCGUCCUUGGAAACACACUAGACCUUGGCGGUGAUUUAGCUGCCUAGGAUGUGUUUGUAUUGCAGGUACUGCUCUACGCUGAGCAUUACCUGUAGGUAUAUUUGAUGAUGUAUAUUUGCUAGAUUUGAUGAUGAGCUGCAUUUGUUUUCCUUUCGGCGCAAGGUUUUGGGAUUUGGAAGAACGGAAUGAAUGGCGUUUUGAAUUUAGGAUAGAUUUCGCAUUGCGGCUAUUAGCAUAGCGCCUCUCACGCGAGCAAUGUUGUUGUUUACAAUAAUGAUAUAUAUUUAGAAGACUUUGAGGUUAUCAUCUGCACCAGUGAAUAUGAUGACUG